AUGUUCCCCGGACUGAGAUGUUCCCCGGAAGUCACCAGCUGGUCCAACAAGAGACUGAUAAUUCCACGAGGAGGGCAUUUUGACUCAAAAGACUCAGAUUUUCAUUUAAAAGACGCAGGGCAUUUUGACUCAAAAGACUCAGAUUUUCAUUUAAAAGACGCAGGGCAUUUUGACUCAAAAGACUCAGAUUUUCAUUUAAAAGACGCAGGGCAUUUUGACUCAAAAGACUCAGAUUUUCAUUUAAAAGACGCAGGGCAUUUUGACUCAAAAGACUCAGAUUUUCAUUUAAAAGACGCAGGGCAUUUUGACUCAAAAGACUCAGAUUUUCAUUUAAAAGACGCAGGGCAUUUUGACUCAAAAGACUCAGAUUUUCAUUUAAAAGACGCAGGGCAUUUUGACUCAAAAGACUCAGAUUUUCAUUUAAAAGACGCAGGGCAUUUUGACUCAAAAGACUCAGAUUUUCAUUUAAAAGACGCAGGGCAUUUUGACUCAAAAGACUCAGAUUUUCAUUUAAAAGACGCAGGGCAUUUUGACUCAAAAGACUCAGAUUUUCAUUUAAAAGACGCAGGGCAUUUUGACUCAAAAGACUCAGAUUUUCAUUUAAAAGACGCAGGGCAUUUUGACUCAAAAGACUCAGAUUUUCAUUUAAAAGACGCAGGGCAUUUUGACUCAAAAGACUCAGAUUUUCAUUUAAAAGACGCAGGGCAUUUUGACUCAAAAGACUCAGAUUUUCAUUUAAAAGACGCAGGGCAUUUUGACUCAAAAGACUCAGAUUUUCAUUUAAAAGACGCAGGGCAUUUUGACUCAAAAGACUCAGAUUUUCAUUUAAAAGACGCAGGACUCAGAUUUUCAUUGAAAAGACUCGAGCCUUUUGACUCGAAAGACUCAGAGGACCGUAAAUCUAGAGACUCGAAAGACUGCGAUUCGAAAGACUCUCAGGGCUGA
Molecule: messenger RNA, 945 nt
Organism: Penaeus chinensis
Lineage: Eukaryota; Metazoa; Arthropoda; Malacostraca; Decapoda; Penaeidae
Product: dentin sialophosphoprotein-like
Exons: 4
Coding region: 1-945 (314 amino acids)
Source: RefSeq, a predicted model, not a curated record